AUGGCUACAACAAUGGCAUUGAACUAUGAAACAUUAAUACAUGCGGCUAGUAAACCACCAGAACAGCGAACAGCUACAGAGAUUAAUGAUUUUAUAUUUCCAUGGCUGAAGCAAUCAUUGAAAAAGAAACAGGGCAUAUUUCAAAAGAUUUCUGACGAUGUCAUUCAUGAUAUCUGCAAAACGAUCAUGCUGGAGAGACGGCCAGCUUGGGAUGUCGUUAUCCAUCAAGGUGACCCUGGAGAUACAUUUUAUAUUAUUUUACAAGGUUCGGUGAAUAUCUAUCGAUUCGAUGAGGAUGGACCAAAGCCCGAACCACUCGAAUUUGAUACUGUGACAGAAUUUGCUAAGCUUGACAACGAUUCUGACAAACGUGACGAACUCAUUGCUGAUGCAUUUGGAAAUUAUGUUGUGACUCUAGAGGGAAAUGGUCUUGCCUAUAAGCAACGUGGUGGUUUUGAUUUUGGUGAACGAGCAUUGAUUACGAAUGAACCACGAAGUGCUACAGUAAUGACAAUUACUCCAACUGAUCUACUAGUUGUUGAUCGCGAAGUUUUCAGUCGAACGUUGAAAGCGGCGCAUGAAAGGGAAUUGCAAGAGAAAACCGAAUUCAUCAAUCGGUGUCCGUUGUUUUCAUCCUGGUCACCAAGACUAAAACGUCUUGUUAGUCUUAAUUUGGAACGUGGUCGAUUCUCUUAUGAUAGUAUCUUAUACAAACAAGGCUCACGAGCUGAUGCUGUAUAUUUUAUAUGGAGCGGUGAAAUUAAAUUAAGUAUGGAUCCUCUGUUACACUGGUUACAAUAUCCUUACCUUCUUCCACAAUCAAAUCCAUUGAAACAACGUGCCUUAGAAUCCUUUCUGCCUAUAUUUCAACCAUCUCACCCUUCGAACGUUCAUAUACCCUCGAAUGCAGACACUAAUGAUCCUCGACAGAGUUUCGCUAUCAAACGACGUCACAUGACUUUCGCUCAAGCUGAACAUGAACGCGCUGAACGAAUUCUACAGUUAGCAUUAUUGAAUGCUGGUGAUGUUAUCGGCCUUGAAUGUUAUGUGUGUGAUCUAGCAACACAUAUCAAUUCAGCACGAUGUACGGCACCGUGCGAUUUAUUUUACAUCUUGAAACAUAACUUUACUCGUUUACAAAAACGGCACGGCACUCAAGGUUUGGGUGAACGUUUACGUGAAAUGGUUCUUCUUUCUUUGCAAGCAUAUCCAUCGCGUAUCAUGUAUAUGCCAUUAUUUACUGCAUUAAUGAAAAAGAAGUUAACACCACGGAUGAAUGAUGAUCAAUUACAACAGCAACAGCAGCAGUAUCAAAAUAGACAAACAUGGCUUGUACAGAUGCACAACUCAUCUCAACGACGAGUACAUCGAUCAGACACCACAACAACGCCCUCUCAUAUAGUUACUAAAGAACGUUCACUGACUACAGUAACACACAGUGUGCCCACAAUACGGGCAACUCAAAAUGCAUCUUUUGCAAAUCCUGCUACAAUACAAUAUGUCACCAAUGAUAAUAUACGCGUCAGUAAAAUUGAAGAUCGUCUCAAACAAUGGCAUGCACAAAUGGGUGGAGAUUCGAAAACACAUUUUGUACCGCUAACACGUUUUAGCAUUGCCGAUUUUUCAGCGCACAAUCUCCUACGAUCCACAUCGUUUGAAUUUGUUGAACCUCAGUUAAAUGGCACUUCUCUUUCAACAAGUUUUCACUCAAACAAUGUUCAUCAAAGUGUAAAAGAAACAAUAAUUCCCUUCGAGCCUUUUGUUAAAUCAAUAGGAAAUUCCAAACGACCAUCACUUGCUUGUUCCAGAAUUACUCAUGCUUCUUCUUCUUCUUUUUCGUCAUUAAAUACAAGUCUACCUUCAGUACACACUUAUUCUAGCCAAGAGCAAUAUGAAGAUCAACGGCUUUCUUUCAAUAAGAAGUGGAAAGAUUUUCUUAAACGUUCUACUCCAACCGUUUACUGA
Molecule: messenger RNA, 1965 nt
Organism: Adineta ricciae
Lineage: Eukaryota; Metazoa; Rotifera; Eurotatoria; Adinetida; Adinetidae
Source: the annotation of a GenBank genome assembly